UUAGUCUGUACACAUGUACUGUAAGGUCCAUGCCAGUGAAUACAGAAAGAAUGGAAACUUUGCUGCGCCAGCUGACCCACGGCAAUGCUCUGUUCCUCAUCAUCAUUUUGGGACUUGGAGGAAGCUUUCAAUCUGGAUACCACAUUACUGGUUUGAGCUCUCCCUCCCCGCACAUACAGCGCUUCAUCAACAGCAGCUGGUUUGACAGAUAUGAGGAGCCCCCACCUCCGCAGACAACCACGAUGAUCUGGUCCCUUAUUGUUUCCAUGUAUGCUGUCGGGGGACUCUUUGGUGCUGUCAGUGUCAAACUGGUCUCAUGCAUGCUGGGAAGGAAAAAAGCGAUGAUCUGCAACAGCUUCAUUGCCAUUAUUGCUGCCGGGAUCAUGCUGACAAGUAAAUGUGCCAGAUCAUAUGAAAUGAUCAUUGUGGCAAGGAUCCUGUACGGCUACUCAGCAGGUUUGGGAAUGAGCAUCCAUUUAAUGUACCUCGGAGAGAUUUCCCCCAGAAAGUUGCGAGGCAUAGUGACUCUGACCUCAGCAACCUUCACGUCACUUGGCAAACUGUCGGGACAGUUUUUUGGACUGAGUGAGAUCCUUGGUGGUGAGGAGCUGUGGAACAUCGUCCUCUGUGUCCCUGCAUUUUUCUCCCUGGUUCAGGUUAUAGCGUUGCCUUUUCUUCCCGAGGCUCCCAGAUACUUAUUCAUAGAGAAAGGUGAUGAUAAGGCUUGCACAAAAGCUCUCCAGAGUCUUUGGGGCCCAGGUGACUACAAACAAGAGAUGGACGAGAUGUUGGCUGAGCAGGCUGCCAUUGAGGCAGCCCCGCUAAAAAGCCCUCUGCAGCUCCUGAGGGACAGGACCGUCCGAUGGCAGCUUAUCACCAUGUCCACCAUCUACUGCUGCAAUCAGCUGUCGGGCAUGCCUGCUAUCAGUACCUUCUCUUUUGACAUCUUCCUGAAGGCAGAUAUACCGAGAGACAAGAUCCGCUAUGUAACCUUGGGUCUUGGAGUGUCUGAAAUCAUCACAUCCAUCUCCUGUGGACUUCUGAUUGAGCACACCGGGAGGAGGCCGUUGUUAUGGGGGGGUUAUGGUGUCAUGUCUGCCAGCUGGGUGUUGGUCACUGUCACGCUCAACCUGAAGGAUUCCAGCUAUUGGGUUCCGUACAUCACCGCUAGUUUGAUCAUCCUCUUCAUCAUCUUCUUUUGCGGAGGACCUGCGGGAGCUACAGCCACUCUCCACAGUGAGCUCUUCAUCCAGUCCGAUCGACUGGCAGCCUUUGUCCUCAUGGGGAUCCAGCGCUGGUUGGUGUUCGCUGUGCUGGGCCUAGUUUUUCCAUUCCUUAUUAACGCCCUGAACUCGUACUGCUUUGUGCUGUUCGCUUGUAUGUGCCUGCUGGGUUGCCUUUAUACUUUCUUCCUCUUGCCCGAGACCAAAGGGAAGACCAUGCUGGAGAUCUCUGAGGAGUUUAAAGCCAUCACCGUCUGUGGGAAAUCCUUCUUAGAGGAGAAGAGAGUGGAGACCAAGUUAUGAGGCAGUCCAGAUACAAUAGCUACAGACGGUCUUUUCAGAAUAGCAGAGGAAUAAUAAAUGUGUGGCAAUAUU
Molecule: messenger RNA, 1598 nt
Organism: Micropterus salmoides (largemouth bass)
Lineage: Eukaryota; Metazoa; Chordata; Actinopteri; Centrarchiformes; Centrarchidae
Gene: slc2a9l1
Product: solute carrier family 2 member 9, like 1
Exons: 12
Coding region: 30-1526 (498 amino acids)
Biological process (GO): monosaccharide transmembrane transport
Cellular component (GO): membrane
Molecular function (GO): hexose transmembrane transporter activity
Source: RefSeq, a predicted model, not a curated record